GUUUGUUCAGUCAGCGCCUUUCAUCCGGUACACGCGGUGUCGUCACGUCUUAGGCACGACGUUCUUAUCGCGUUAGAUUUUAUGACAAAAAAAAGCGUUGCGAAUAUUCGUGAACUUAUCGUUGUUUUAUGGUGAUCGAGUGAAUUAUUACGAAGGAUUGGACGAUGGCGAGAUUUGCUCAGCGUCCCGAGAACGCCCUGAAAAGGGCUAACGAGUUCAUUGAAGUUGGGAAACCUGCGAGAGCUUUGGACACAUUGCAAGAGAUAUUCCGGAACAAAAAAUGGACGUACAGCUGGUCGGAAUCGGUGCUAGAGCCGAUAAUGUUCAAAUAUCUGGAUUUGUGCGUAGAGCUGAAGAAAUCGCACAUAGCAAAAGAGGGCUUGUUCCAAUACCGCAACAUGUUUCAAUCGGUGAAUGUUGGAAGUUUGGAAAAUGUUAUCCGUGGUUACUUGCGUAUGGCAGAAGAGAAGACAGAUGCUGCACGGAAGCAGAGUCAACAGGCGGUGAUAGACAUCGACGAUCUCGAUAAUUUGGCAACACCGGAGAGUAUUCUGUUGACCGCGGUGAGCGGUGAAGAUGCUCAAGAUCGUAGCGAUCGUACGAUUUUAACGCCGUGGGUUAAAUUCCUCUGGGAAUCUUAUUGUCAAUGUCUCGAGUUGUUGCGUACGAACGCUCACGUGGAGACGCUUUAUCACGACAUAGCUCGUAUGGCUUUUCAGUUCUGUCUCGAGUACAAUCGCAAAACAGAAUUCCGCAAGUUGUGCGAAAAGUUGCGCAAGCAUCUCGAGGAAAUAUGCAAAUUGCCUCAAUUGGUUUCCAACGUGUCGAUGAACAAGGCAGAAACGCAACAAUUGAAUCUGGAGACGCGACUGAACCAGCUCGAUUCAGCGAUCCAGAUGGAACUCUGGCAGGAAGCUUACAAGGCAACCGAGGACAUUCACGGUCUGAUGAAUCUUUCGAAGAAGCUUCCGGUUCCUAAGACCAUGGCGAAUUACUAUCAAAAGCUUGCUAUGGUCUUCUGGAAAGCAGGCAAUUAUCUGUUCCAUGCAGCAGCAUUGUUCAAGUUGUUGCAACUUUCUAGGGAGAUGAAAAAGAACAUGUCCCCAGAGGAGCAGCAGAGAAUGGCCAACAGAGUGCUGCUGGCAACACUUUCGAUACCACUGCCAUCGGCGCAUCCAGAGUUCGAUCGUUUUAUCGAAACGGACAAGAGUCCCUUGGAGAAAGCCCAAAAACUGGCUGUUCUCCUCGGUCUUAGUCAACCUCCGACAAGAGUCUCACUUUUGCGCGACAUUGUUCGUAUGAACGUCGUCAAUUUAGCCUCGCCUCAGCUGCAGGAGCUUUAUUCUUGGCUCGAGGUUGAAUUUCAUCCCCUUCAACUUUGUACUCGCGUAAACUCCGUCAUAACCACGUUGCAAGUCGACGAAUCAUCGCCACUGGCUCAAUACGUUUCAGCUCUGCAAGAUGUUACUCUCGUACGUCUGGUCCAUCAAAUUUCGCAGGUUUAUCAGACAAUCCAAUUCGCCCGGUUGCUCGAAUUGGCCAAAUUCACUACUGAUUUUCAUCUGGAACGUUUGUUGGUACAUUGCGUGCGUUACAACGACAUGCAAAUUAGAAUAGAUCAUGGGAAGCGUUGCAUACACUUCGGAGUCGAUUUGAGCGAGGCUCAACGCGAAGACCAUCCGGACGGACCGGUUUUACAAGCCAUGCCUUCCGAGCAAAUCCGAUGCCAGCUAGUCAACAUGGCAACUGUAUUGCAUCGCGCGAUCAACGUCAUCUGUCCGAACAAGCGCAAGCAGGAGAGAGAAAAAUUAAGGGCAUCCCUGGUGGCUCUCUACCAUGAGACCAAGGUCAAAGAGCAUCAUCGUGUUCUUGGACGGCAGCACAUAAUUGAGAAACGCAAGGAAUAUAUCGAGCAGAUAAACACGAUAAGGGAGGAAGAGGAAAUGCGACGACAGGAGGAACUCCAUCGUCAGCAAGUUUUAGCCGAACAAAAACGGUUGGAACAGGAGCGGGAAGAAAGGGAGAGAAAACGUCAGCAGACCGAAAUACAGCAGAUCAAGGAUCGUCAUCUGAAAGAAAAGAUGCAACAAAUAUCGCAAACUUCCCACGGGCAAAAAGUCCUCAAGAAAUUGGACGAGGACGAGAUUAAGAAAUUGGAUGCGGAGCAAAUCGCGGCCAGGGAGGCCGAGGAAUUGCAAAAAGAACGACGCGAGAUGCAACAAAAGCUCAAGUCUCAAGAGAAGAAGGUGGAUUAUCUCGAGCGUGCCAAGAGAAUCGAAGAAAUUCCUCUGUUGGAAAAGGCUGUUGAGGAGAAAACUGAGCAAGCUAAACAGCGCUGGGAGCAACAGGAACAGGAGAGAAUUCUCGCUGCUAUUGAGGAACGUCGACAGGCCGUUGCUACGCGUGAACGAAUGGCGCGAAUGAAAGAAGACCACGAUCAAUUUUUGGCCAAAAUACUCGCCGAGCGUAAGAGCGUCUAUCUUGAAAAACUGCACGAUUUUGAAAAAAUGCUGAACGAAGAAAGAGCCAAAAGGUUGUUGGAACGUAAGAUCCAGCGUAAAGCUGAAAGGAAGGCCAAAUGGGAGAAGGAAAGGGCCGAAGCUGCUGAACGUAAGAGACUCGAAGAAUUACGUCUACGCCAGGAAGAGGAGAAGAAACGAAUGGAAGAAGAAAGGGCCAAAAGAGAGGAAGAGGAUCGUAUUAGACGCGCCGAAGAAGAAGCCCGCGAGGCCGAGAGACUCGCUAAGCUUGAGAGACAGGCUGAAAUUGUCCGAGCCAGGGAGGCCGACAUCGAACGAAAACUCGAGGAACAGCGUCUCAGGGAUCAAGCCAACGACUCCUGGCGACCUGGACGAGGAUCGCAUAAUCGCGACCCUCCAUCGAAAAUGUCGACUGGAAGCUCUGGAGAAUCCGGCGUUUCCUCUUGGCGCAGUGGGCUGAAAGAUUCUCUGAGGGACGACGAUUCUAAAGACACUUCCGACGAUCGAUUCAAACGCAUCGAUCGUAGCAAUCCUGAUGAUGAUGGUCGCAGCAAAUCUUGGUACAACGCAUCAAAAUCCAGCGAUAUAAGAGACCGAGGUGAUCGAGGCGAUCGUGAUCGCGGCAGAGAUGACAGGAACAAAGAUCAUCGGGAUAGACGAGACGAUAGAGGCUCCAACAGUUACGAUAAACCAUCCUCCCGAGGAGUAAUGGGUGGCAGUUGGCGCGAUUCCCGUGGUUCGGAGCCUCGUCCACUGAUGCCGCGUCGACAGGAGGACCGUAUGCAACGUCCACUUGGUCGCGAUGAUUCUGACAAACCGAAAUUCCAGAGUUUGCGCUCUGCAGGCGCAUCCGAAUGGCGCCGAGCUCCUGAAGCUUCGCAAGAUUCUCCAAAAGAAAUGCCCCGUCGCGAUCAACCGCUUCCCGAUGAGUCCAAGGACGAUUUAAGAUCGAAGCCCGUCGAAAAAUUGGAUACUCAAGCACCGGAAGAAGAUGGCUGGUCCAAAGUCGGAAGUAGACGUUAACAAAAUAUCGCACUGUAGACACAUGCAUCAUCGUUUUUUUUUCGCGAUUAAUAAUCGUGCGCAAUUAUUCUCCAUUAUAACCGGAGGUGACGAUCGGAAUAAUAGAAAUUAUGAUGAGGCCGAUAUCGAUUUUUCGAUUUUCCAAGGUAAACCCAACGUAUACAUAUAUAUACAUAUAUAUAUAUAAAACAUGAACAUUUUUUGUUUUUCUGGAACGCAAACUUGUCCAUCGAUGGAAUAUUGAUUUGUGACUCGAAAACAAUAUUGUUAUGUUUUAUUUUAUUAAAGUAUUCUCGCCCAUUCGCCAGUUUACGGGAAUGCGAAUGACGUUUUUUUUUCAAUUUCGUAUGCAACACGGCGAAAACAAGCAGAUCAAAGUAAAUCGUCGAAACCAUAAUUUUUUUACGUAGUAUAUAUAUCUAUAUAUAUGUGGUCGAACGAAGUUUUGGUUACUGGCCAGGAAAAUCAGCAGUGAAUGUGAGGUUAUCCUUCGAGAGGAUUUUUUGAACGGUUUUCGUAUUUGUAAGAAGGAAGAAAAGUCAUGUCGGCUGCUCUCCAUCGGUCUUGGUAUCGCAGCUUUGUGAAAAUGAGCUUUGCGAUGUUAAUAAAGUUCUCUUGUAUCUUAAAACAUA
Messenger RNA from Venturia canescens, 4135 nucleotides. RefSeq names its product eukaryotic translation initiation factor 3 subunit a (gene eIF3a). The record is from RefSeq and is a predicted model, not a curated record. Gene Ontology annotation, cellular component: multi-eIF complex; eukaryotic translation initiation factor 3 complex, eIF3e; eukaryotic translation initiation factor 3 complex, eIF3m. NCBI's taxonomy places the organism in Eukaryota, Metazoa, Arthropoda, Insecta, Hymenoptera, Ichneumonidae. The transcript has 6 exons. Gene Ontology annotation, molecular function: translation initiation factor activity; mRNA binding. The coding region runs from base 165 to 3503 and encodes 1112 amino acids. Gene Ontology annotation, biological process: translation reinitiation; formation of cytoplasmic translation initiation complex.